AUGUUGUUUUCGAAACCUAUAGAAAGUAUUUUAGUUCGUAUUUUGGAAAAGUUGAGAAGAAUAAAAAGUUUAGAAUGCAUAUAUGUGGGACAUAAAAUUACCAAAAUUUUAGAUGAAGUAAUAGGGAAUGACUAUUUUGGAACUUCACAGAACCGAAAGCGAUUUUACCACGUAGUCAAUAAAAUAACUACCCAGUCUCGAUUUGAAUGUGUCUAUCUUUCACUGUUAUCUAAAGGCUAUGACAUUAAAUCCAUAAUCUGGUUACAAUGUGAAAGUUUGGAUGAAAAUACUCGUAGAAGGCUCUUACAAAAUACCAACAUGUUCCUGUUGCGUUAUGUGGUAAAACCGUUAAUUAAACAUUUUUACCACCCCUUAAAAAAUCACAAAGGUUAUGAAAUCAGAUUCAUUGAAAGAUCAAAAUGGCACCGUUUCCAACACAAAAUCCUAAAUGAACUCUUACGAUUGAAAUUUCUAACGUUAGUAACCGAUAAAUUUCUGUCUCGAGGUGAAUUGAAAUUAUUUCCUAAAACAUCCUGUGAUUCCCUAGAAUACAGACCGAUAAUAUAUCCAAAACAAUACAGAUCACCUGUUACUAAAGCUAAAUUUAGAUGUUUAUCUAGAAAAAUUGAAAAACUGGCAAAUACUUUUAGUAAAAUUGGAAAUGGUUCUCUAUUUAUGUUUUGGAGAAGCUACUGCAAGCAAACCAAGGGGCAAACUAUCUACGGCAUAAAACUAGAUAUCAAAGACGCUUUUGGAUACGUUAACAUCGACACAGUAUGUAAUCUUAUAAAACGAAGCAAUUUUAGUAUAUCCGAUAAACAAUUUAUUAUAAAUCAUAUUCGACAUCAGUAUGUUACGUUUCAUAAAAAGUUGUAUCGCUGGAACCACGGGUUAUUACAGGGUGAUCGCCUUUCUUCCAGUCUAUGCAACUUGUACAUGAGCAAUUUUGAGAAAGAGCAUUUACAAGAAUUUUACCAAGCUGGUUGUUUUCUGCAUAGAAUUGUUGAUGAUUAUUUCUUUUGUUCUGUACGAAAAGAUGAAGUGGACAAAUUUGAAGGCAAAGUUAAGAGCGUCUUUCAAUUAAACGAGACAAAAACUCAGAGAACUGAUGAAGAUAAUUCUGAAUUACCAUAUUUUGGGCAAAUUUUUAAUCUGCGUACUAGACAGGUAAGUAAAUACUACAGCUUUAAAAAGGAUUGUCCCAUUCGACAUAAGUUUAGGUUUUGGAAUUGUAAGAACUGGAUUCCCGAAAAGUCUAAAAAGAAUAUUAUUUCGAGAUCACUACAGUUUGCUUAUAAUAAUCACUGUUUUAAGAAACUUGAACUGAACACGGCUUUCAAUAGGGAAGAGACAGUUUUAAAGAAUUAUUUCGAAGGUAUGGUGUUCAUCGCUUUUAAAUUUGAUGCUGCCGUUAUGGCCAUUCGGGAGUUUAAACAAAAGGCGAGCGAUAUGCCUUUUUUGACAGACGUUUUAGAGAAAGUCGUGUUUGAAUACAGCAAUAUAAUUUGUUAUAAAAUCAAGCAAUGCAAGGGCAAAUACUUUAGUGGCAGUAUUACUUAUAUGCUGUUGAAAAAUAUUGCUUAUAGGGCUUUCAUACUCGUUUUUAAGAGAAGGAAUGAAUUUUACGAAAGUGUAAUUCGUUAUAUUAAAAAAAAAUGUUUGUAUCUUAAACUGGAGAUAUUUUGUGUGCCACCAAAUGUUUUUACCAGGUUGCCUGAAGUUUUUAAGAACGUUUGUGUAAAUAGAAAAGCAAUAAUUUAACUAAAACAUUUUUUGUUGUAUACUUAUAUCUUUUUUUAAG
Molecule: messenger RNA, 1801 nt
Organism: Anoplophora glabripennis (Asian longhorned beetle)
Lineage: Eukaryota; Metazoa; Arthropoda; Insecta; Coleoptera; Cerambycidae
Gene: Tert
Product: telomerase reverse transcriptase-like
Exons: 2
Coding region: 1-1761 (586 amino acids)
Biological process (GO): telomere maintenance via telomerase
Cellular component (GO): telomerase catalytic core complex
Molecular function (GO): telomerase RNA binding; telomeric repeat DNA binding
Source: RefSeq, a predicted model, not a curated record